AUGAUGUCAGUGCUGAGUCUGAUUCCGGAGGAUAAACGUAAAGAUCAAAGAAAAGAAUCCCUAGAGAGCGUAUACAGCAGUAACUCUCGUCUGAACCUGUUGAACAAGCGCAAGCGUAUGAACCCUUUAACGAUGGACGCGUCGAACACAUCGCUCGGCAAGUCGGGAGAUAGAUACGUCACGCAGCGGGUGCUGUCCGCCAAGACACACAGGGUGAAGCAGCUGCAGAACCAGCUGUCUGAUGCGCAUUAUCACUUGCAGGAACUAAGUAACGAAAACAGAGUGCUACGAGCUAUCCAGAAGAAACAAGAAAUCGCACUGCAAAGAUACGAAAACUCAAACGCUGAAUUGCCACAAGUCCUGAACUCUCACAAUGAAGAGAUGAGGAUACAGCAGUCGAAGUACAAACAGCUGAAGCAGCAGUAUAAGGAGGCGACCAUGAAGCUGAAGGAGAGAGACAUGCAGUUACAACAACUAAAGGAUGAACACCAGCAUUUGCUGGAGCUCAGUAAAGACAGGAACCUUCUCGAACGUGAAAAACUCCAGGCUCAAGUGACGGAUUUGAGUUCGAAAGUGCAGCAACAAAAUGAGAUGAUCACCAUGCUGCAGCGGCGCAUAGCUCUUGAGGCGAAGAACUUUAGGCAUCAACUGCAGAACGAGAUCAACAAGCACAAGGACACGAGGCACGACCUGGACCUCGCCAUCAAUAAUGCUGACAAACUUACGACGAUUAUUGAGAUGAAAGAGAAGAUGCUAAGUACAGCAGCGAGUAGAUCGAUCAAGUCUCCAGUGAAGACUGCGUCAGGGACCAGCAUAUCUCUACCCAAGCAGUCGGUUAAGACGAGGUCGGAGACUGACACCAGUGCGACUAGGGGCAGAGACGAGAGACGGGAAGACAGACAGAUUGUAGACCAAAACAUAAUGGCGAAACUAUGUGAGAACUCUCGCAGUAUCAGCAGUGCAUUGUCUCAUGACGAAGAAUCGUCGUCUUCCACUGAACCUCGCUCUCGAUAUGCAAGGAGCAGAACCAGCUCCACCCUUUCAAGAUCUACUCCUAACCCCGGAACCAGAAAGAGCUCGAAAGAAUCUGAUGAAAUUAUGGAGUUGGCUAAAACAGUACAAGACGGAAUGGCAGACCUCACCAUAUUUGACGACGAUCUAGAUUUAAAAUCUUCCCCCGAUGAACUGCAGAUGAAAAUGGAAGCAAUGAAGACAGAUCUUAUGAAAAAAAUAAAGAAUAGUGACGAACCUUCGUCUAGAAAGACGAGCGCUUUGAGAAGGAAAUCAACAGAAGAAUCUAUAGAAGAACAAGUGGAGUUAGAAGAGACGGAGCGACCCAAGUCGAGAGGUAGGAGAAACUCUAAUGUAUCCUUCUUUGAACAGGCAGCCAUUGAGGAUUCUAUCACAACUGUAGCUGUACAUCAAGGAGAGAUGGAAGUGAAAAUGAAACGUGAAAAUUGUUCAAUAGAACGAAAACUACCCAGCAAGCCUUUAGAAAAAUAUUGCAAAGAUAUCAUUCAAGACAUAGAGAAAAGCAGCAAAGUUAUAGACAAACAUAUGAAAUAUUUCAACCAAUCGAGAUUUGAGAGUGAUAAAUUAGUGCAACAACUAGAAGCCGUCGAUAAAAUUAAUGAAUUUGUUAACGCGAACGUAGAAAUUCCUGAGUCAGCUUUAAAUGAAUUGAACAAUAACUUUAAAAUGUUGACGGAUCAAGUAUUUACCGAUGUUGCUCCCAUGGGACGGAAGCGAUCUAUAUCGGGUAGACGAAACUCCAGGACGAAUCUACUCGGUGACAACAUGACCAAUCAGGAGAUGUUAGACGACCUACUGGGGAAGAAAUGA
This is a messenger RNA of Spodoptera littoralis (African cotton leafworm), 1842 nucleotides long. Lineage: Eukaryota; Metazoa; Arthropoda; Insecta; Lepidoptera; Noctuidae. The record is from the annotation of a GenBank genome assembly.